Messenger RNA from Corticium candelabrum, 4196 nucleotides. RefSeq lists its product as uncharacterized. The transcript has 12 exons. The record is from RefSeq and is a predicted model, not a curated record. The coding region runs from base 94 to 3993 and encodes 1299 amino acids. NCBI's taxonomy places the organism in Eukaryota, Metazoa, Porifera, Homoscleromorpha, Homosclerophorida, Plakinidae.
UGGGGACAACCACUUGAGCCGAAGAUCGCAGAGAGAGCAGAGCUUACUGCUACUUCUGACCGUCGUUAGUGCCGCUUACACACAAGGGGUGCAAUGCUCUAUUAUUUCAUUGCAGUCUUUCUGUUUUGCUUAUCCUUCUUUCCCAGUGGGCUCAGCGAGUGUCAGCUCGGUGAAGGUGGAAGUUGUGUGUGCUCUAUUAAUGCCAACACUUACAGGGAGGGUCAACAGUACUUUUCAUAUGUGGACAUCAGUGAUAUUAAUACGCAAGAAGGUGCUGAUAUUGUCUUCAUAGUUGAUGAAUCCAAAUCUAUGUCCAAGGAGCACCGAUGGCUAUUAGAAGUUGCCCCAGAGUUGAAUAAGCAACUGAAACAGGCAGGAAUAGGUAAUCGACCUGACACACCAAACCGUUUUGGGCUGACUACAUUUGGUGCAAAGAAUGCUGCUAGAAGUGCUGGCAAAAUUAUUUCAGUGGGGAAUGACAACAGUCAGAUGGGUAACCCUGAGGACCUGAAACGCGCAAUUGAAUCUCUUGUCUUGACUGGACGCAUAGAGGAUGGCUAUCAGGGCAUUAAAGCAGCGUUGACUGGAUAUCAGUUUCGACCUGACACAAACAUUGCCAAGCAGUUCAUUCUUGUCACUGAUGAAAACAGGGACAUUGUUGAUCGUGAUCUUACGAUUAGUAGUAUACUUCAGGACCUGCAGAAUGCUAAUAUUACUCUGAAUGCUGUUGUAAAGCAAUCAUUUGAGUACGAAGGACAGAAGGCAUUCGGUCUGGCAUCCUCAGAGGUGUAUCUACAGGGAAACGACGACGAUUUUAGACGUGAAGAUGGUGGUGUAGCAGUAGAAGGGGGUGGAGAUGGUUCCACCUAUGAUGAUUAUGUGAAACUGGCUUUAAUGACUAAUGGGGCUAGUUGGGAUAUAGAACUGCUUAGGAAAGGAGGACCAAUAGCACUUUCAUUUACGAAGGCUUUCAUUGCAAUCAAAUUACGGGAAAUAAUUAGACAAAUUCGCAGUUGUCGUCGCUGUAUUUGCACUAGAGAUGGUCCUGAUGUCUGUGAUACAUAUGAAGUUGAUACACAACAAGACUGUAUUAUUCCAUCAGUGCCAACACCACAGCCAACAUCACAGCCAAACCUACGGAACCUAGAGCCGACUGUAGUGAGUGAAGAAGAAUGCAGAAUCAAUGGAAAACGUUUGACCAGAAAUGAGGCAGAGAGACGGUAUGUGAUUAAGCGUAAUGGCACCAAUGGCUCCAAUGGGUAUCCCACUGCAGAUGUGGUUUUUGUCGUUGACGAAUCUGGGUCUAUGAUAGAAGAGCACCAGUGGCUCAAGGAAACAAUUGAUAAACUUGAUAAAGCUCUACAAAAAGAAGGUAUCGGGGCAGCUGUGCCUAAUCGGUAUGGAUUAGUGGGAUUUGCUACCACCCCAAACAUCAAUGGAUUCGUUCAUCCACUUGGUGCUGAACCACAAGAAUUGGGUUCUUCAGAACAAUUUGCUGAAGCAGUCUCAUUGUUAGCAACAGCAGGUCGGAUAGAAGAUGGAUACCGUGCAAUCACCACAGCUGUGAAUGCUUUUCGAUUUCGCACGGGUCGUGUGGCACGACAAAUCAUUCUUGUUACAGAUGAAGACCGAGAUGACAGCGAAAAUGGCAAUGGCACUCACAUAACAAGAGGUGAUAUGCAGACACUUCUUAAGGACAAUGGCUUCCGUAUCAAUGUGAUAGUAAAUCAAGGAAUGCAGGACUCAUCAGGGAAUAGUGUUGUUGGUAUCAAUACCAAAAACAUUGGUUACAAGGUAGAUGUUACGGCUCCUAACGGCUACAGUUCUAUACAAAAUGCAAGGUUUGUGGAGGACUCUGGACAUGGUUCCACUAUGGAUGACUAUGUGAUGCUGGCAACAAACACAUCAGGAGCAGCAUGGGACUUGAAUCAACUCCGACGAGGUGGUGUAUUUGCCACAGCAUUCACAAACUCAUUUGUAGAUGCCAAAGUCAAAGAAAUAGCUGAUCAGCUCAAGGUAUGUCAGCAUUGUACAUGUACAGGAACACCACUGGAUCUGCAAUGUAGUGAUGUCCCCAAUGUAACUGAUGCAGAUACAUGCUACCGACCACAUGUUUGUAAGGUUGGUAACGUGUAUAUAAAUGACAAUGAUGAACACUGUGGAUACUUCAUCUUUGAGGAUAUCAAUUCGAAUGGGACAAAGCAUGCUGCAGCUGAUGUCUUGAUCGUAGUUGACGAGUCAAGGUCCAUGGUGGGUGAGCAGGAGUGGUUAAAAUUUGUCAUACCUGAAUUAGAAGAAGCUUUAAAAGCAAAAUCAGUAGGAAAAAUUGUACCUAACAAAUAUGGACUGAUUGGGUUUGCCAAUGAUGACGAUGGAAGGCAAGACAAGCUAGGCACUGUCAUAAUGUUGGGUGAAAACGAGCAACAUGCCAUGGGAUCUGCUGAACAUAUCCGUAAUGCUAUUGUUAAAAAUGUGCUACGUCAGUCUGGAAGACUUGAAGAUGGCUACAGUGCUAUCAUGAGAGGACUCGAGUCUCAAACCUUUCGACGUGAUACUGCAAAGCUUAUCAUAUUGAUAACAGAUGAAGACCGUGACGUCCUUGUUAACAUCAGCAAUAAUUCGAUGUAUCAAGCUCUCGUUAACAGUAAGGCUAGUCUCAAUGUUGUUGUCAACCAGGGCUUCCACUCAGGUGGUGCAGUCGCAUUGGGUAUCGAUAACUCAAGUAUGGCCUACUUCCUGGAUGAGACAACAGGCCGACAACCUGAUCGUAAAUACAAGACAAAGGAAAAUGGAGAACCGCUACAAGACACAGCCUAUGGCACAACCGACAGUGAUUACACCAGACUAGCCUUAAUGACAGGUGGUGCUGCAUGGGAUUUGAAUAGACUUAGGAAAGGAGGACAGAUUGGAGAUGCAUUCACUAAAGCGUUUGUAGCUGUGAAGGUUGAAGAGGCAUUGUCUCAAUUGGAGACAUGUCGUGUCUGUCGUUGUGAGGGGGGAAAUCUAAGUUGUAAGUCAUUUAACUUAAGCAAAGCAGACUGUAGUGUCUAUUGCAGCAUACGUCUUGGAAACCGUAAUACACAGCUAGGUGAGAAGGUACCGGAUAACCUGUUAGAACAAGUAGUUCCUCUAGAAGAAGUCAGGCGUGCAGUGCGAGCAGAAGUGCUGCCUUCCAGUUUAGAAAUUUGUCAUGGAGACAUUCCCUUAGUGACAUGCAAAGGAUUAGCACUAAAUGAUGAUGACAAAGUCAAACUUCAAUGGACACACAAUGGACAGCCAGUUCCAUCAAGGCGUCUUAGCAAUGACAAACAAAAGCCAGCAAAAGAGUUGAAGGUAAAGGUGAAGACUGCAGAAGAUGCUGGAGAAUAUGUCUGCACUGCUACAGUCAACCCUCAGUACCGUGCAGUAGCAACAGCAACAGUCAAUGUGUCAGAAACGUGCCUCAAUACCUGUGGCAAGUUCUUUGGGAAAGGAUAUGCAAGAGUUCUUAGAGGACGAUCUGCGCAAAGACAUAUCGAAAUCAGCAUGAAGAUAUGUCCAAAUAUCGUCAAUUCAGGCAUCCUGUACUGUUUUGAGGGAACUCGACCACAAAGCUGUUCUCAGUGCUUAGUAUUGUCAGACGGAUUUCUGGAACUGAGGUGGCCAUGCUGUCUGUCUGAACCAGCUCAAGUGUUUCAACAGCAUGGAGUUGCACCUAAUCAAUGCCACACAAUACGCUUCAUCACGACUGACACUGAAGCCAUCCUUGAGCUGAAUGGAGAUCGGGAGGUUCUGUCGCUCUCUAACACAUGCUGGAAUGAGUUUCAACCAUCAAGGCCAGUCCAUCUUGGUGGCAGGCGUUCCACUGGAGGAUAUGAUGGCUGUAUGAGUGAUAUACGUGUGGACACAAAGCGAGUCUUCUUUAGUCGAGAUGAUCUGCCUCGUCGGGAAAGAGUCCUGGUUGCAAAACGAAAGCGUGGAAUGAUGCGCUGCACAAGUGACUGCUCACUAUAAGGGAGACUGGUUUGGAUAGUGGUAGAAAUAAGGACAUCAUAUAUGCAUUUAGGUAGAAUUAACAAUAACAUGGGUGGUAUGCAAGCAUCAGUUGGGACAUGCUAUAGAACAGUCCUUAUGUAUAUUCUUACAUAUACCUACCAUAGUUAUUCUUAUGCACUGCUUCACUGCACUGUUAUUAAUAGUUAUAGAUUAUUUUAUCA